GGAGAAUUCAGUGUGACCCUUGACCUUGCGUGAUGGCGGUCAGAGCAUCUUUCGAGAACAACAACGAGGUCGGCUGCUUCGUCAAACUCACCAACACAUACUGCCUGGUGGCGGUGGGAGGGUCCGAGAACUUCUACGGUGUUUUUGAAGGCGAAUUAUCAGAAAGUAUUCCUGUAGUCCAUGCUUCCAUUGCAGGAUGCAGAAUCAUUGGAAGAAUGUGUGUGGGUAAUCGACAUGGGUUAAUGGUCCCUAAUAACACGACAGAUCAGGAGUUACAGCAUAUCCGCAAUUGCCUGCCAGACUCUGUGGUCAUCCAGAGAGUUGAGGAGCGUCUUUCUGCACUCGGAAAUGUAAUCGCCUGUAAUGACUACGUGGCUCUGGUGCAUCCGGACCUAGACAGAGAGACCGAGGAGAUCUUGGCUGAUGUGCUGAAGGUGGAGGUUUUCCGACAGACUGUUGCUGGGCAGGUUCUAGUGGGCAGUUACUGUGCUUUCAGUAACCAGGGAGGUUUAGUACAUCCAAAGACAUCCAUUGAAGACCAAGAUGAGCUUUCAUCCCUGCUUCAAGUUCCACUGGUGGCUGGUACAGUGAAUCGUGGUAGUGAGGUUAUCGCUGGCGGGAUGGUGGUGAAUGAUUGGUGUGCUUUCUGUGGACUUGACACGACCAGCACCGAGCUAUCGGUUAUUGAGAGUGUUUUUCGAUUAAAUGAAGCCCAGCCCAGUGCAAUUGCAACAAGUAUGAGAGAUUCACUGAUCGAAAGUCUAACAUAAAGGAACAGGCAUGGAUCAAACCUCAGGAGGGCAAUGUGCUGCGCUGCUAUUUCGACAGAACAGACACGAGACAGAGAGAGAGAGAGAGAGAGAGAGAGAUCAUCGUUUGCUCUGAACUGAUUCGCCAUUCUUACUGUAACUCCAAUCAAUUUGUAAUCACCACACAGCCACAAUAACCUAUAAGUUGCCUUCUCAUUGAUUAUUUAACCUUAAAGAACAUCUGAAUGUAUAAGAAAUGAGUUGGCGAGAUUGUCAGUAUGUUGAUUAAACAAGUCACUGCUUAUGAAUAAAUAAAUCCUUGUUCUUUUAA
Molecule: messenger RNA, 1080 nt
Organism: Hemiscyllium ocellatum (epaulette shark)
Lineage: Eukaryota; Metazoa; Chordata; Chondrichthyes; Orectolobiformes; Hemiscylliidae
Gene: eif6
Product: eukaryotic translation initiation factor 6
Exons: 6
Coding region: 33-770 (245 amino acids)
Biological process (GO): cytosolic ribosome assembly; maturation of LSU-rRNA; maturation of 5.8S rRNA
Cellular component (GO): cytosol; preribosome, large subunit precursor; nucleolus
Molecular function (GO): ribosomal large subunit binding
Source: RefSeq, a predicted model, not a curated record